UAUUCGGUUGUGUAUUUUGGUACCCACGCGACAAUUAGGAAGUGAUGUUAAACAAAAGCUUAAUUAACGUGUGUGUUUAAAAACAGUUUGACGAGGUGACAAACGGAUAUGUGUUAGGUGACUUCUGUGUUGAGUGUCCCGAGGGAAGGGCUUUUUCCUAAGAUGGGACUUCGACGGGUUAUUCAUUUGCUGGUGGCAGUGAUCGUACCAGUACUUGGUGAAAUCGAAAUGGAAUUCACGAAAUACCCAGAGUCGGUAACAGCUCCCGUUGGAGACGAGGUGACCUUUGAAUGUGCAGUGCGUGUUCCUGGUGAACGGCUGCAGUGGAGGUGGAGACCAGCUAGCGAUAGCGACUGGAACCAUUGGAAGGAGGUAGCUGGCACCAGCGAUAAGGACAGUAUAGCUACUAAACUAGUGGUCGAAGUUAAGGAAGAUACACCAGAUGGGUUUUAUCAGUGCGUGGUGUGGUACGGCGCGAUAAGUCUGGUCUCAAUACCUGCGAAGCUUUCAAUAGCCAGGAUAGAUUUGAGCCAGAAUACAGCAGAAAAGCGUGUGAUUACUGCGCCUCUUUACAACACGGUUGUGUUGCAUUGCAAGGAGCCGAUAUCCGAACCCCCCGCUGUUCUGAGCUGGUGGAAAGAAAAUGGAAAGGGUCCAAGGAAACAGUUAGACACUCCCUACGGAGUACUCGUAAUCCACAACGCGACAGCAGCUGACGAUGGUACAUACGGAUGUACAGCCACAAAUGAGUUGAGUGGGCAAAGUGUGGACCUGCCUGAGAGGACGUACUUGAGGGUGCAGCAUGAGGGCAAUGGUGGCGUAAGGUUUCUAGAAACUGAAGACUACGUCGGUACAAAAGACAACGAUGUAUUGACAAUGCCAGUUCGACCGGACGAAGCUCUACGAUUAUGGUGCGGAGUAGUUGGAACACCUCCUCCUAAAGUCACCUGGACUAAAGAAGGCUCACCAAGCUUACCGAAAAGACAUGAACAUGCCCUAACCAUUUCUCCUUUUACUUCAGAAAACGAGGGUAUAUACUCCUGUUCAGCGAACGGCAUCCGUCGAUCAUGGAAAGCCAUAGCCCUCCAGCCACCACACUGGGAAGGUUCUGUGGGUAGUGUGAACGCGUCUGAAGGGGCCAGUGCUAGAGUGGCGUGUGGGAGAUUGUAUGGGCAGCCACCACCAACUGUGCAUUGGUUGUUGAACGCGCAGAUUGUUAGUGGGAAAGGAGUUCAUACUACUGAUUCAGAAUUAUACAUGGAGCGUGCUGAAAAGCGUCACGCGGGCAUCGUACAGUGUAUCGCUUGUAACGCGCUCGGUUGUGCGUAUGACGCCGCCAUGCUUACUGUUGUACCCGUGCAGAUAUCUGAUGCGGAUUAUUCAGCAGAAAUGCCCAAAACAAUGCACAUACCAUCGCAACCUCCGAAACGACACAGCCGUAAGAACUUACGAAAACAUAAAGCGGUGCUAAUAGCGCCAUCCCGUCCGAACGUGACGCGUCUGUCGGACGAAAGUGUCAUGGUGUCGUGGUCGCACUCCAACCACGGCCUGCCCAUACAGUUCUAUAAGGUCCAAUAUCGUGAAGCAAGUAAUUCCUCUGGAGCGCAAUGGCAUACAGCUAACUACGAUAUUCCGGCUUACAUACAUUCGUAUGAAAUCGAUGGUCUGCUACCCGAUAGAUAUUAUAAGUUCCGUAUAGCGGCAGUAUACUCGAACCAAGACAACAAACUCGGCCGCAGCAGCAGCAAGUUCUAUCUCCAACGCGGUGCGAGUCGCGGCCCUCGAGCACCGGCUUUGGACAAAGCGACUGCAUUGUCACCUCACUCUAUACAGUUGAAUUGGACGUGGUCGAGUGAGGGCGGUGUGGAGGCGGAAGGCUUCUACGUGUACUUCCGAGCUGUUUCCUCCGCCGGAGCAUACGAAAAGGUGACAGUAGCUGGUUCUGCGCGAAGCGUGUCAUUAGCGCAUUUGGCGCCCGAUACGGCGUACGAGUUGAAACUGCAGGCGUAUUCUGCGCAAGCGCCGUCCGAUUUUAGUGCUAUACUUGUGGCCAAAACCCAACGUCCCGCGUCAUCAGAGAACAGCAGCAGCAGCACCGCAGCCCCGGCCGGUGACGCGAAGCCCGAGAGCCGCACACUGGUGACGGCGGGCGGAGCCCUGGGGGCAGCUGCGUUGCUGCUCGUGCUCGCUGCUACGCUGCUGCUCUGCAAGAGAAGUAGGAGGCACCCUGCUAAGGAGAAGGGAUCCGCUGAGGGCGGCGGGUACAUCGCGGCCAAAGUGCCCAUCACCAUUACGGCCAACCCGAUGCACUCUGAGGGUGGAGACGCCGGAGUGGAAAUGUCGUUCCUUCACAACAACAACUGCGGCAACAACACGAGCAGUGACGACACAUUGCCACAUUCAAGGAAAAAUGGACCUUCACGACAAUACGUAUAGAGUAUAAAUUCCAAUCGAACAAGACUGCAAUUAAAAAACUACCAUUUUGGUAGUUAUAGUAAUUUUCGAGUGUAUAUGUGAUAGUGCACGGAUUUUGACAGUACAAAAGUAAAAAUAUAUUUAUUUCUAGUUAAAGUGUGGAUGUGGUGUAGCAUUUAUUUAGUUUUAUAUCAUUUUAUGUUCUGAUUAGUAUUAAGAAAUCAAGCCUGAGAGAAAUAAUAUGUUUUAUAAAUUUAUAUCCAAAAAUUUACUGGAGAAUAGCUAAGAGUGUAUGACAUUUACAGGCUUUUACAAAUUUUACAAAAUACAUUAAUUUUUAACUCAACAGUUUAAUUGCCAGGCUAUUUAACUGUAUUUGUUAAGCUAAGUCGUUUAUUUAUAUUGUAAAUGCUUAGAUCUGAAUUUAGUUUUAAGCUACAUUCCCAGUUUAAAUAUAAAAAUGGUAGUAAAUGGUAGAACGUGAUUUAUCGAUGCCCAUUUCAUAGCGCAUUCUCGACAGCUGCGGUCGACGCAAAUUAUAUGGAAACUUUAAAAUUUUUCAUAUAAAAAUAAUUGUUGGUGAUUUAGAUUCAAGAAAAAUGUAUUGGAAAAUAUUGUCUCUAACGGUACGUUCACACAGUGUCGAGUGUUUCCCUACCGUAUCAGUUUUUUAACGGACUUCAAAAAAAAGGAGGAGGUUAUCAAUUCGGCCGGUAUAUAUAUUUUUUUGUAGGACUCUGUUUAGUGGUAUCAGUAUUUCAAUGAAAGAGUUAACACAUGCAUUCAGUUUCAAGAAAGGGAAAAAUAAGGAAUGUUGCUGAAGUUGACAUCAUAUUUUGCGACUACAUACCGAUCCGGCCGUACUGCAAAAUGUUACCCUACGUUCACACGGAGCUACAAUUUGCCGAAUCUUAUUUUUAUCAGAUCUGGAAAAACCGAAUGUUGUAUUCACACAGCACAUCUUGCAUUGUCCUUUUCUAACGGCCUCGUAUCGAGAUCCCGUGUGUAAACACCAUCCGCUUCUUUUUAAAGUGAAACUUUCAUUACAUCGUCUCAAACUUUUUGGGCUGUGUAGCGCAUGUCGCGUGACGCACGAUACGUACGAUAAUUAUCGUACAAAUACGAUAAUUUUUAGUUAAAUUUCUAUAGUGUGAAAAAAAGUUUCACUUUUACCGUGGUUUCAUAAAUCCACACAACUUUUUUUAGCAAGAGUUUUUUUAAUAAGAGUGUAUUGAAUGAGUAUAGUUACCACUGUACCGAAUCUUACAUUUUGCAGUACGGCCUGAUCGGUUUUUAGUCGAUCAUCAGAUGAAAAAUCGGAUGUUAACUUCAGCAAGAUUCUUUUUUUUGCAGUCUCUUGAAACUGCAUGCAUAUGUGUACUCAUUCAUUUAAAUACGUAUACUACUAAACAGAGUCCUGCAAAAAGGGUACGGUAGAGAAACACUCGACACCAUGUGAAUGUACCGUACGGUACUUCAAUGUAGUUCAUCAUAUCGGCUAAUAUUCUCGUGUAAAAAGUAUCAUUUAUAAAUAAUUUGUAUACUAAAUAGUCAAAAUGCAUUUAACAGUGCUCAAAAUUUGUAUGAAUGUUUUUGUUUGCUUGAACUUCACUUUUACAUUA
This is a messenger RNA of Colias croceus (clouded yellow), 4037 nucleotides long. RefSeq names its product interference hedgehog (gene boi). The transcript has 17 exons. Gene Ontology annotation, cellular component: axon; plasma membrane. Bases 163 to 2436 code for a protein of 757 amino acids. The record is from RefSeq and is a predicted model, not a curated record. NCBI's taxonomy places the organism in Eukaryota, Metazoa, Arthropoda, Insecta, Lepidoptera, Pieridae. Gene Ontology annotation, molecular function: protein binding. Gene Ontology annotation, biological process: axon guidance; cell-cell adhesion.